This is a messenger RNA of Phytomonas sp. Hart1, 1377 nucleotides long. Lineage: Eukaryota; Euglenozoa; Kinetoplastea; Trypanosomatida; Trypanosomatidae. The record is from the annotation of a GenBank genome assembly.
AUGCUCUCGUUCACUAAAAAGUCGUUCGACUGUUUUGCCGCCAAGCGGGCAAUGCGCUCUAGUUUAUUAAAGAAGCUUCGGUCAUGGGCUCUUUCGUAUCCAGACGAACGUCAGGAAUAUUCCAUUGCAAUAUGUGAUACUCUGUUUAAUUAUUUAUACGACAAGUACCUCUUUACAAAGAAUGACGAACAUGAGCGUUAUGUUCACAAAAAUCGAGGGACUUCGGGAGCGUCUGUGGUGCCUCUAAGAACUAAUGGCUUCUCUGUGGAAAGGCGGCAGUUGUAUGUUUGUGCCACUCUUCCAUUGUAUUACGAAGUCGAUCUUUUACCUCUACUGAAACGGCUUUGGUCUUGGCGUCAGGAGAAUCAAACGGAUUUAAAACUUGAUGAGACAUCUUACUCUGCUAUUGCACAUACAGAACUCUAUACCAUGGUGCCAACGGUCGUGGAUCCCAAUGGUGUGAUGCCGAAGCGAGGGGAAACAAACUUUCAAGAAGGUUUUUCAGCACCUUAUGCCGAGUGGCAUUACCCUAUUGCGGAUGCCCACAAACGACUACACCGAGGAAUGACAUUUGUGGAGCUCUAUGACGCGAAGGAUUUAAAAGACUCUUUUGAAAUUCGUGGCCCAAUGAAAUUAUGUGAGCUGAAAAAUGAUGAAUUUGAGUCUUUUUUUGUGAGAGAGCACGCCACAAACCAUGGGUUGGAAAAUCACGGCAAUGAGUUCCCAGGUAUAGCAAGUCAUAACUCACGGCAUCCACGGCUAAUUUUACCAUGUGAGGACUGGGAGAAUAUGUUUCCAGAGCACUUACCACCUCCAGGACUUGUACGGUUCUGGGGCAGGGGGAAUAGUUUUUGGCAUCACAGGAGUUUUCAAAUGCCCCAGAACAAUCCUAAUGUUGAAUCGAUCGACAUGCAAAGGAGUAAUCUCUUUAAUAGGAUUUCAGAGGUCAAAAAUGUGGAUGUUGUAGUGCUUACCCCUGGAGUGUGUUUUCAGAGAUUUGGAGGCCUGCGUCUGGGAAAAGGUGGUGGAUUUUACGAUCGCUUCUUAAACUAUAUGCGACAUCAGAUCGAAAAUGAUAGGAUGACACCUGUACCGGCUCCUCAAAAUAUGCGAAUAAAUAGUGAUUCCGACAUAGAGGUUCAAAAACAUAUAACCGUGGAGGCUAUUGGUAUUGGUUUUGAUCAGCAAGUUUUGAAUGGGGAAUGGAAUUUCGAAGACGUAGAUAGCUUAUGGGGGUGUGUGAACGAUGAAGACGCCCGUGUCGAUGCCAUCGUUACGCCGUCGACUGGUGUAGUGAAAAUAGAUCAUAUUCAUUCACAUAGAUUCAACAUUGGAAAAGGAGAAGCAUUACACUUUCAGAAGACUCAUUCUUUAUAA